GAUAAUGAAAGGGGCAGUGUUAGCUGAGAAAGGGUUUCGGAGAUUCUGCUCCGAGCCUUUCAUUCAUAUCAAAAAUCAAUCAAACAUGGCGAUGGCCAUGGCCAUCAUCACCAAAAAACGCUUUCUCACUCUACCCAUUCUUCAUUCCACCUAUCUCUUCUCCACCACCACCAUUCCAACAUUCCAAUCCCCAUCCAAAACCCCCCUCGAAAAACAAUUCGAAACAUGGGUCAACCAUCUCAAACCCGGUUUCACCCCUUCCGACGUCAACAACGCCUUAACCUCCCAAUCCGACCCCGACCUCGCCCUCGACAUUUUCCGUUGGACCUCCCAACAACGCUCCUACAAACACACCCACCUCACCUACCUCACCAUCAUCAAACACCUCACCGCCUCUCGCCGCUACCAACAAGCCGAAACCCUAGUCGAAGAAGUCAUCGCCGGCGCCUGCGACCCCACUCUCCCUCUCUACAAUUCCAUCAUCCGCUUCUGCUGUUCCCGCAAGUUCCUUUUCAACCGCGCAUUCGACGUCUACAACAAAAUGUUAAACUCACAAGACUGUAAACCUAAUCUCGAAACCUAUACUUUACUCUUCAACUCGCUUCUUCGAAGAUUCAAUAAAUUAAACGUUUGUUAUGUUUAUCUGCAUUCUGUUCGGUCUUUAACCAAGCAGAUGAAGACUUCUGGUGUUAUACCUGAUACUUUUGUCUUGAAUAUGAUUAUUAAAGCUUAUUCUAAGUGUUUGGAACUCGACGAAGCUAUUAGGGUUUUUCGCGAAAUGGGCUUGUAUGAUUGUGAGCCUAAUGGUUAUAGUUAUAGUUAUAUUGCUAAGGGUUUGUGUGAGAAAGGGAGGGUGGAACAGGGGUUUGGAUUUUAUAAGGAAAUGAGAGUUAAGUGUUUGGUUCCUAGUACUAGUACUUAUGUGAUUAUUGUUUGUAGUCUUGCUUUGGAGAGGAGAUUUGAGGAUGCUGUUGAGGUUAUGUUUGAUAUGUUGAGUAAUUCUAGGUCACCGGAUCAUCUUACUUAUAAGACUGUUUUGGAAGGAUUGUGUCGCGAAGGGAGGGUUGAUGAUGCUUUUGAAUUGCUUGAUGAAUGUAAGAAGAGAGAUGUUUACAUGAAUGAGAAGAUGUAUAAGAUUCUAUUCGAUGAUUUGCGGUUUGUGUGCAGGGAUUAGAAGAUUUUGUACUAAUUGUCUUCAUGCCCUUGUUCCGACGAUGUGGUUACAGUGUUAUUUUUUCUCCGAGUUGAACUUCAUUCAGAACCAUCUAUUGCUUGGUAGUGGUAGAGGCUGAUUUGGAGAAUUCUGAUGAAUCCUGUUAAAGGUAUGAUCAGACGCAAAUGCUGAUGAUGAUAUCACGAAGCUCCUUUUUUGGUUGAAAGGGUUACUAAUAACAGGAUGUUAUAUAACCUCAGCUCUGUGAGGCCACAUGAUUCCACAGUUGGAGCAAAAACAGGCAUGUAAUUUACACUUGGUGAAAUUGCUUGUGGAUAGUUUGCUAGAUGAGCAUCUUAUGAUAUCUUAUAACAAGCUAAAGCAACACAAUAGUCAUCUGGUUUUUAGUAUUCCAGCUGAAUUUAACUGCAAUAAAGCUUAGCUGAAAGUUUUGUAGUCGUAACAUUUGUCUAUCGGUAUGUCUUAACGUUAAUCUUGAUGGAAUAUGGGAGGAAUUUCAUUGUGUAACAAUCGACUCGGCAGGAUCUUGUGUAUUCUGAAUAAAUAAAUAUUUACCAAAAUGUAGUGAUCAUAUUUAUUUACUAAUGGAAUUUUGUUUCUCUUUACAAUGUUUA
Messenger RNA from Lathyrus oleraceus (garden pea), 1788 nucleotides. RefSeq names its product pentatricopeptide repeat-containing protein At3g25210, mitochondrial. The record is from RefSeq and is a predicted model, not a curated record. Gene Ontology annotation, molecular function: mRNA binding; protein binding. The transcript has a single exon. NCBI's taxonomy places the organism in Eukaryota, Viridiplantae, Streptophyta, Magnoliopsida, Fabales, Fabaceae. The coding region runs from base 5 to 1174 and encodes 389 amino acids.